Molecule: messenger RNA, 669 nt
Organism: Metarhizium acridum CQMa 102
Lineage: Eukaryota; Fungi; Ascomycota; Sordariomycetes; Hypocreales; Clavicipitaceae
Source: RefSeq, a predicted model, not a curated record
AUGCGUUACAUGUCUGCUCUCCUCCCAUCCGCCAGCCUGCACAGGCUUGUUUCUGGGCAAGACGUCGACGAAACGAAGCCAGCACCUGCUAAUGCCGCAGCGUACGAGAUCGGAAUACCCAUUAGAAUCUUCGAUCUCCUCACGUCGAAGUCGUGGUCCCGCAACUCUAACCUGGCCGCCCAAUACUAUGCAGACGGAACAGUCUACAACCUGGUGCGAAACGAAGAGAAGCCCAAGAUGUCAAUCGUCAAAGUGUGCGGCAAUUACUUCUACGCACCCAACAUCUACUGGAAAGGUGGCCUCACAGGAAAGCACCUGCACCAAGACAACAAGCGCAACCAGAAACAAUUCUACGCGGGCGUCACGCAGGCCGAGCAGAACGUCAACGGCGAGUUUGUCACUCGCGACAAGCCCAUCGAGAUCAUGACGGAGAGGACGAGCUCCGCGUGCGGCUCCGUCAGCUAUUCGUGGAAGACCAAGGGAAACUGGGGUAGACUAGGUGACAUUAUGGACGACUUUCUAAGACUGUGGCUCGCCCCAAAGGACACGUGUGCCGUGUCCCCCUCGCACGGCGGCGGCAAUGGGUUGCUGUGCGCUCUGCCGUGCGAUCCCAUCAGUCCGCUGUGGUUUCAGUCGACGAAACUACGUGAGGCAGACGAGGUGGGUUAA